This is a messenger RNA of Protomyces lactucae-debilis, 1125 nucleotides long. RefSeq lists its product as uncharacterized. Bases 1 to 1125 code for a protein of 374 amino acids. The record is from RefSeq and is a predicted model, not a curated record. NCBI's taxonomy places the organism in Eukaryota, Fungi, Ascomycota, Taphrinomycetes, Taphrinales, Protomycetaceae. The transcript has a single exon.
AUGCCGUUCAAGAUACAGCACUUCCAGCGACCACCCGUAGCCAAGGCGGAGGAGCAGCAGGGGUCAAAAUUUCUGGCGAAUGACUCAAGCUUGGGCAGAGUGCCAGGUGAAGCUUCUUACCAUUUCAUCUAUCGCCAAGAGGUAGAGUCUUCUACGUCUGAAUCAGUCCCAAAAAUUCCACCCGGUGAUGACAACGUUACGCAUUUACCCUUUGUCGCAAUAAGGAAGCCGCCUGCUGAGCAUGCCGUACCGUCGAUUCCUCAAGGUCCAACUGUGGUCUCUGCAUCGUCUCGACUGGUCAAGCAUGAACAGAUGCAGUUGCUUGACGAUGCUGGUCGAACGCUGCACGAAGGCCAGCAACACUCUAGCACUCCGUCAUAUAGGCAUGACGCUAAUGGCCAUGAGGAUGAAGAGACAUCUACAGCCCAGAUGACAUCUUAUGAUGUCAAGCCUCAACGUCCUGAACACGCAAUUUUGACUGUAUCUGGCAGAGAUUUACAACAGCUUAGACACAGCACUGCCGCCAACGCCAGCCAAUUCGCUCUGGACGGACUCUCGGAAGCACGGCAUGAUCAGCGCGGCGACUACGAGGAGCGCGAUGAAGAUGUGCAGAAUGAUGAUGGGUUUGGUUUCGCUAUGCCUUGUGCUGCCGAAAAUGCACUGGAUCAGAUACCUUGUAUCACAAACGAGCAAGGCGAGCCAGUGAAUCUCUCGGAAGUCAAUGUGUGCGAAAAGCUGUUUGGACCAGAGGGUGAUCAGCUCGGGCCUACGCUUUUAUCUGAGUGGCAACAAGUUUUGCGCCAAGUGGAAGGUUCGCAGCGCGUUUGCGACAAGGUUGCAGAGGGCAGUCUUGAUCAAUCGAAGCCAUUACUCUUUACGCUGCAGGGUGAGCAGUUGAUUUCUCCACAAUCCCCUGGAUCGGAAUGUUUUGACGAAGAGGGAAAGCUCGUGGAGUUGUCGAGUGAAGAUGUACAGCGUGUCGAGCAGAAGCUUUCUGCAGGGAAGGAUACUGGCAUGCAUGGGAAUAAGCUCAUCCUGGGCAAUCACGAGCAAAUUCGUGAUCUUGAACAUGAAGCGACAGCCGGGGAGGGGCCAGAGGAUUCUGAGGUUGCAGGGAGUGCUUGA